Messenger RNA from Nerophis lumbriciformis (worm pipefish), 2265 nucleotides. The record is from RefSeq and is a predicted model, not a curated record. Lineage: Eukaryota; Metazoa; Chordata; Actinopteri; Syngnathiformes; Syngnathidae.
AUGGAACCGACCAGCGACCGAAAUGAGCACGCACAUAAAGGCAAAGAGCUGGAGGAGCACAAGGCCGCAGAACAGACCCCGGACUCUGGUGCAACCGUCACCCCGCGGAGAGGGCUCAGGGAGCGGGGAGGCACUCGCACAAGAGGCGGCGAUUCUGCUUCACAAGCGACUGUCAAUGGAGCUAUUCGGGGCUCUGGGAGGGUUUUACGGGACCGUUCGACUAGGGCUGUGCCGGCCUGGCUAAAGGAAAGCAAAAGUGAAGACGACGAAGAGCAACACAGCGUUGACGCAGGGGCCAGCAAGCGGAAGAAAGUUUCCAACUCCCGACGGAGGAAAAACGGGGACUCCUCUGGGUCGGUGGAAGCUGGUGAUGGCGUCGCAGGUGACGACUCGAAAGGCGUUGAUUCUGUGGAGGAACCCAAGAAGCCCACAACUAAUAUUGAAGCCAUUCCAUCAUCCCUAUCUCCUAUUAAUAGCAGGGCCAAGCGUCCAUUUGACAUGGCCAUUCGCUACUCUGCCAAGCCCGCGCAAACAUAGCUCAGAGUAGAGAAUCAAGCUGCUGCUUCAGGGGAGGCGAGCGUUAAGGAAAAUGUUGACAUUAAAAAUGGAGAAGAGGAGAGUGAAGAUCUUAGUAGUCUUGAAAAGGAGGACCCUCAAUUUCAGGGUGACACACAUGACUUGAACACAACCUCAGCUUCACUUGAGGGUGAAACAGAUGAGGAAGAGGUUAUCAGCAGUGAUGAAGAUGUUCCCUUCACAGACGAUUUAAAUGAUCAGAGCUACGACCCCAGAGUGGAAAGAUCUGUGGAUGGUACAAAGCCAAAGCGCCGGGUUCCUCUGAGACAAAAGGACAAGAAAGAAAGAGAAAAAGCACCCAAGACAGAGGAAGUUGAAGAGAUAAAAAUGGAGGGCUCGGAUGACUUGAGUAAUGCUGAAUUUGAAGUGAAGCGAGAAGACGACUUAGCAGAGGAACCUGACGGGCCAAGGAAGAGGGGUCGACGGAAAAAAGACGACAAAACACCACGACUGCCAAAAAGAAGAAAGAAGCCCCCAGUGCAGUAUGUCCGAUGUGAAAUGGAAGGAUGUGGCACUGUCCUUGCUCACCCCCGCUACCUGCAGCACCAUAUCAAAUAUCAGCACUUGCUCAAAAAGAAAUACGUGUGCCCUCAUCCUACUUGUGGAAGACUUUUCCGACUUCAGAAGCAGCUACUUCGUCAUGCCAAACACCAUACAGACCAGAGAGAUUACAUCUGUGAGUUCUGUGCUCGUGCCUUCAAGAGCUCCCACAAUCUGGCUGUACACCGCAUGAUCCACACAGGAGAGAAACCCCUCCAGUGUGAGAUCUGUGGCUUCACCUGUCGCCAGAAGGCAUCCCUCAACUGGCACAUGAAGAAGCACGAUGCCGAUGCCAGCUACCAGUUUUCUUGCUCCAUUUGUGGCAAGAAGUUUGAGAAGAAAGACUGCGUGGUGGCUCAUAAAGCCAAGAGUCACCCAGAGGUGCUCAUAGCAGAGGCGCUAGCAGCCAACGCUGGCACUCUCAUCUCGACCCCCGCAGCUGUGCUGGAUGUUCCGGCCAACCCUGUGCAAGGAGAGGUUGAAGGUGGCGCGCAUGGGGGGCUGAACCAGGAAGGACAUGUGGGGUCACAAGUGGCUCAGGUCUCCCAGAUAGCAAAUGUGAACCCACAAGUCAGUCACCAGGCAGUUCUAUUGGGCCAAGAGCCUUCACUCCACACCAUGCAGGUGCCAGUGACACUUUCACUUUCCCCCAUCGACCCCCCUUCGCCUCCCGACACCCACCAGCAGCAGACUCAACUACAGCUCCAGAUGCCCGUCCAGUUUGUUCAACAACCCCCGCAACUCACCCUGAAUUCCCCGGCGGUGGUGGCCCAACAGCAACCCCAGCUCCAGCCUCUUCAGCCCUAUUCCUCCCAGCAACAGAACCAAGGACAAGUCCUCCAAAUGGCCUUCCAGCCAGUUAGUCCAUCUGAGACUCCCAUACAGCAGAUCUCAAUCCUUGCCACCUCUCAGCAGUUUACCAUUUUGCAGACAAUCCCUUCUAGCCCCCCGCUCCUUUCUCCAUCUCAGCCUCAGGAGGCGUCCAACACUAACUCUUUCAAUCCUGCACUGGCUCCUCCAUCCACACCAGCUAACUCUUUCCAUUCAACAGAAGGGGCAGGGGCGAACGGUGUGGCCUGGGAGCAAAUGGACCAAGGGGCCGUCCUGUCUGACAACGUCGCGGAAGACGUGCAGCGGGUUGUCAUUUGA